Molecule: messenger RNA, 507 nt
Organism: Suillus subaureus
Lineage: Eukaryota; Fungi; Basidiomycota; Agaricomycetes; Boletales; Suillaceae
Exons: 2
Coding region: 1-507 (168 amino acids)
Source: RefSeq, a predicted model, not a curated record
AUGAAGUAUCAGGCCAUCAUCAUUAGUCCAGAGCAGCUUAUGAAGCCCAGAGAGGAAUUUGAGACACUGCUGUGCAAACCACUUUUUGCACAGCAGAUUAUUGGCAUAAUAUUUGAUGAAGCACAUUGCAUUGCAACCGGGGGUGAAUUUCGUCCUGAAUAUAGGGAAUUAGAGCAUCUUUGUUACAUCCUGCCUUGCUACAUCCCUUUCAUGCUUGCAUCCGCAAUGCUCACAGUGGACAAUCUUGCACAUGUGAAGCGGCUACUCCACAUGUGCUCAGACAAGCUCCUCACAAUCCAAAUGUCUGUCGAUCAUGCAAAUAUCAAACUCUACCUGUCAUUUUUAAUACCUGAUAGCUGGAAGGAUGGUGACCUAGUGCCUCCAAAGUUUCUCAUCUUCUUUGACAACAUUCAAGAUUCUAUAGCAGUGGCAAAAACAAUACAGAAACAACUUCCAUCAGCACUGCAUCACAGGAUAAAGUGGUUUAACUCUGACAUGACAACAUGA